Prunus armeniaca (apricot) is the source of this 153-nucleotide messenger RNA. The record is from the annotation of a GenBank genome assembly. NCBI's taxonomy places the organism in Eukaryota, Viridiplantae, Streptophyta, Magnoliopsida, Rosales, Rosaceae.
AUGGUGGCACUGCCAUACUUGGACCAGUUGGUAGGAGGAGUAGUGGGCGGUGGUGGCGGCGGCGCAGAAGUUGGUGCAGAGGGCGAGGCUCCAGGGGCGGCGGCUAAGACGGUGAUGGCUAGCUUCUGGCCUGACUGGCAGUGGGUGCCAUAA